Phascolarctos cinereus (koala) is the source of this 8817-nucleotide messenger RNA. RefSeq names its product suppressor of cancer cell invasion (gene SCAI). Gene Ontology annotation, biological process: DNA-templated transcription. The record is from RefSeq and is a predicted model, not a curated record. Lineage: Eukaryota; Metazoa; Chordata; Mammalia; Diprotodontia; Phascolarctidae. Gene Ontology annotation, molecular function: transcription corepressor activity.
CUCGUGAGCGCAGCGGCCGCCGGAGCAGCUCCCGCGGCGGAGCCGGGGCCGGGGACGGAUGGUCAGAGGAGGCCGCCAGCAGCAGCCGCGGACCCGCCUGCCCUCCAGACUAACUGGCACAGUGGAGAAACCACCUCGAAAACGGAAAACCAGGACUGAGUUUGCUCUUAAAGAAAUCAUGUCCUCUGGAGGAGCUGAAGAUGAUAUCCCACAGGGAGAGAGAAAGACAGUCACUGAUUUUUGUUACCUACUGGAUAAAUCUAAGCAGCUGUUCAAUGGGUUAAGAGACUUGCCACAGUAUGGACAAAAGCAGUGGCAGUCCUACUUUGGGCGAACUUUUGAUGUCUAUACCAAACUCUGGAAGUUCCAACAGCAACAUCGUCAAGUCUUGGAUAAUCGGUAUGGCUUGAAGCGGUGGCAGAUAGGGGAAAUUGCUUCCAAGAUUGGACAGCUUUACUACCAUUAUUACCUGCGUACAUCUGAGACCAGCUAUCUGAAUGAGGCCUUUUCCUUCUACUCUGCAAUCAGACAGAGAUCUUAUUACUCUCAAGUCAGUAAAGAGGACAGACCUGAGUUGGUGGUUAAGAAGCUACGGUACUAUGCAAGAUUUAUAGUGGUUUGCCUUCUCCUUAAUAAAAUGGAUGUUGUGAAGGAUCUGGUCAAGGAAUUAUCCGAUGAAAUUGAAGAUUACACUCAUCGCUUUAAUACUGAAGAUCAGGUGGAGUGGAACCUGGUACUUCAGGAGGUUGCAGCCUUUAUCGAGGCAGAUCCAGUCAUGGUUUUAAAUGAUGACAAUACCAUUGUUAUCACAUCUAAUCGAUUGGCUGAAGCAGGGGCCCCCUUGUUGGAGCAAGGGAUGAUUGUAGGACAGUUGACUCUGGCUGAUGCACUCAUUAUUGGCAACUGUAAUAAUCAGGUGAAGUUCAGUGAACUAACGGUUGACAUGUUCCGGAUGUUACAAGCCUUAGAACGAGAGCCAAUGAAUUUAGCUUCACAGAUGAACAAACCUGGAAUGCAGGAAUCUGCUGACAAGCCUGCCCGGCGAGAAAACCCUCAUAAAUAUCUGCUGUACAAACCAACCUUCAGCCAGCUAUAUACAUUUUUAGCAGCUUCUUUUAAGGAGCUGCCAGCCAACAGUGUGCUCCUGAUUUACCUGUCAGCCACUGGAGUUUUUCCCACAGGUCGUUCUGAUAGUGAAGGCCCAUAUGAUUUUGGAGGAGUCCUCACUAAUAGUAAUCGAGAUAUUAUAAAUGGAGAUGCCAUCCACAAACGAAAUCAGACCCAUAAAGAAAUGCACUGCCUUCAUCCUGGAGAUCUCUAUCCUUUUACCAGAAAACCUCUGUUUAUCAUUGUGGACUCAUCUAAUAGUGUUGCAUACAAGAAUUUCACAAACUUGUUCGGACAACCUCUAGUCUGCUUGCUUUCUCCAACAACAUAUCCAAAAGCAUUACAAGAUCAGUCUCAACGUGGUAGCCUCUUCACUCUCUUUCUGAACAAUCCUCUAAUGGCCUUCCUGUUUGUCUCUGGAUUGUCAAGCAUGCGUAGAGGUCUGUGGGAAAAAUGUCAAGAGUACCUUCGAAAAAUCAACCGGGAUAUUGCCCAACUGCUGACCCACUCACGUUCCAUAGAUCAGGCUUUUCUCCAGUUUUUCGGGGAUGAAUUUCUUCGCUUGCUUCUCACCAGAUUUGUCUUCUGUUCAGCUACCAUGAGGAUGCACAAGAUUUUUCGGCAGGAAACCCGAAAUUAUCCAGAAACAUAUCCUCAGCUGCCAAGGGAUGAAACAGUUGAAAACCCUCAUCUUCAGAAGCACAUUUUGGAGCUGGCGUCCAUCCUAGAUGUGCGAAACGUGUUCUUUGAGAAUACUAUAGAUGACUAUUAAUUGAACUCUUGUUGAAACUGUGUUUCAUUAGCCACAGAUUUUAAAUGGUGCAGUUUUUUAAUGUGAUGAUACAUAGUGGCAUUAAAUUUUUAUUUUUAAAUUUAGGACCACCAUUUUACAGACAACUCAAAAUAAUAUUCUUCUGACAGAUAGGGUAACUUUUGUAAUCCAAUCUUUGCGAUCUUUUAAAAGCUAGAAUAACCCUGAAAGUUGUUGUUGUUGUUGUUGUUGUUGUUGUUAUUAGGGGUUGAAGAGUCCCAGCUCCAACAACUGGUCCUAAAUUCAAACACAUAUUCAGUGACCACUCUCACCCAGAGAAGAAUAAAUCAUUUAUUUUUGUAUGAUGAGAAAAAUCCAACAGUGAUAUUUUAUCCUGAAAAGUCUGGAUUUGGAAAAAUAUAGAAUUGUUCACAAAGAUGAACCCAAUCAACGUAGACCAAUACUAGGAAAAACAAAAGCAUAGCCCUUCCAUAACACUUGUUUUCACUCAAUAUCAUUAUUUAAAGAGGGGGAAAAAAAGGCUGAUUCUUUGAGUUUGUAUGAAUUUGUCUCCUUUAAUCAUUCACUUUCUUUAAAUAUUUUCAGAGUUUUAGAUUUCCAUAAUUAAUUUGCUGCUGAGUUUGAAUUUUUCUUGAAAAUUUGAGGUGGUACCUGACAAUGUAUUAGAGUUAUAUGUAUCUUUUUCUGUCAUCACAUGUAUGUAUGUCUUAUUUUCUAGCUUUUCUCAUAUUGCCAGUCAUUUGGGAACCACGUCUAAAAUACUUCAAUAUGAGUAACAAGCCCUCUCUAGCAAAAUGUCAUGCUUAUUGGCUCCAUAGUACAUUGAUGUUGGCAGAAAAAUGCAAAUUUAAACUCUUUAACUAGUAGGACCAAAUUUGUAAACUGAAUUUUUAUCUGUGAUAUCUCUAGCUGCAAGGGUGCAAAUAGAAAAAGAUUGAAGUUUUAAUCAUGUCUGUGCCCAGCUCUAAAUCUGUAUGGUUUCAAAUAUAAGGCUGAAGAUAGGGAAGAAGGGAGAAAAAUGGGAUGAGGGAAAAUUAAUGUUUGGUAUAUAUGGGAUCUUUUGUAUCCACGCACACACUUUUUUUUUUGUGAGGGGGAAGGCUGUUAAAGAGAAUUUGGUUUCCGUCUGUUACAGUUUAUUUGUCUAUUGGCACCAGCAAAGAAUCAACUUUUUUUCCCUCAUUGGGAUUGAAUGGAGCUAUCCUAUUGUAUUCUUUUGAUUGUACUAUAUUCUAAGUCUAAAAGCAGAGGACAGAAAAUCUAUCAGCCAAAAUGCCUAUUAAUAUCAUUAUCUGGAUAGACCUAGUGCUGUCUCCCUCAGCCUAGAAAGAAACAAAUCAAGUGAUUAUUUUUGUUACAUACGCCCUAGGGGAAAAUUUACUUUGGUGUUACCUUGUUUAGAGCCAUGCCAGAGUUUGUUUGUGUUAAUCUGUUUUAGAUUCCUCAGAUAGAAAUUAUAAUUUGCUGGGUUUUUCUUUGAAAUAUUGAAGAUUUAGGUAAUAGUUAUAAAACCUUAGCAUUUUAAAAUGUGCAAAGGUGAAUUAUUUUGAAGAAAGAAUUCAGUGUUUAGUGGAUCCUUUUUCCUUCUCAGAUAAUGAUGGCUUUUUUUAGUAACUGAUUCCAUUUUGUAAUGCUUUUCACCUGGCACUGUGAACUUAGAAACAGGAUGGCAUUGGCCCCUUGAACUCAAUUCAGUGAUUUUUAAAAAAACAAACCAGCUUUUGAGACACAGAUAUCCUUAACACAUUUCCCAUAUUGGCAGGGUUUGAAAGACAGCCUACCCAGAGCAGUGUUCUAUCUGUGGUGUGUAUCUGAAGAACACUAGACUCAGAGCCAGGAGCCUGGACUUCCAGGGCCAGGCCUUUGGUUAGCUUUGAGACAAAUCCUAAAAUCUGAUUUGGAGCUCAAGAGUCAUCUAAUGCAACCCACACCUGAAAAAGAAUUUUCUCUACAAUUUCCCCAACAAGUAGUGAUCUGAUUUUCACUUGAAGACCUCUGGUGACACUGAACCAACUACCUCCCGAGGCAACUCAUCCUGCUUUUGAACUGCUUAUUAGAAAGUUCCUUUCUAUGAAGCCUAAAUCUGUCUCUACAACUUCCAUUUCAUGCUCCUAGUUAUGGGCAGAACAAAACUAAAACCUUGAAGACUGGCCAUCAGGUUCCCCCAAAGAAGUCUCUUCUCCAAGCUAGAUGUCACUCAGAUCCUCAUCUGGCAUGCUCUAACAUCCUCUCACCAUGCCAGUCACCCUCCUGUAGCUGUACUUGUUUGUCAGUAUCCUGCAUAAAAUGUGGUGCCCGGAACUCAAUACAUGCACUGAUCUAUCCAUUCUGCACACUGUGCUGUUUUUAAUGCACUCCAAAGAUUGCAACAUAUUUUUUUUGGUUGCCAUGAUUGACUCACACUGAGCUUUUUCAGUCAUUUCUCCCAGGCCUUGGUUUCUUUUUUUUUUUUUUCAAAAUGGAGUUGUACUAGGUGCUCCAUGAGGUCUCUUCUAGCACUAUAAUUCUAAGAUAUUAGUUACUCAUUUCAAAAGAGAGUGAUUUUCUGAGGAAGCAUUUGUGACCUAAAUGCAUACACACUACCUUUCAUGCUCCAGAAGCAGUCCAAGCCCUGGGUGUGUUAGAAAUCUCCAGCCAGGGUCAAUAACCAAGCAAUAAGAACUGAUUUGUCUUGGCACGCUUGCUCUAACAAAGACUGAUGCACAAUUUUGCUCCUUGGGUUAAGGUAUAGUUUGUUUCUUUGUAGCAGUUGUGUUUUCUCUUUGGUAAUAGUUAAUCUCUAAAUGGAUCUUGAGAGGAAUCAUGAAAAGAAUGGAAACAUACUAAAAACUACUAAAUCAGGGCUCCGCAAAGCAAAUUUCAAGCACAAUAGUUUAUUACUACUAAUUUUCAUAAUAAUUAUAGUAAUAAUGAUAUUUGUAUGGUAUUUUCAAUUAAUUGGUAAUCCCAUUUUAUUCUCAUAACUCUGAGGCAAAUAAGAUAUGUAUUAUUCCUGUUUUCCAAGUAAAGAAACUGGACCCUAGAGUCUUUGAUGCUCAUUUAAAAUCACAAACAUGGUUAGUGAUAGAGCUAGGUCCAAAGCCUAGGACAUGCUAUCACCCCAGCAUUUUUUCCACUAGACUACACACUCCUAUAGUGUCUUUUUGAAAAGUUGUUUGUUGUUGGGGUUUUUUUUGGCAGUUUUUAGCUGUGGCACUUGCUUUAGAAUAUAUGAGGUUUUUUUUUUGUCAAAUUGCACAAAACAUUGUCUUAUUCAAAAACAGUUGGGUGAAAUUGAGAAACUAAAGACUCAGCACACAUGUGCAAGUUUUUGGGUUUUUUUUUUACUUAGGAUUAAAAUGACAUACUUAAAAUUGCAUGGAUUUAUUUUUAGCAGAGCUAUAUUCCUUCUUGAAGUGUAUUUCCUAAAAGGAAGUGGAUACUCUCAAGAACUUGAAGUUAAAAAUCGAAAAAGCACAGCACAUUUGACCUUUUUGUACCUUCCAUAAAUUUUAUGAAACUGAAACAUUUAAAGACUGUAGUUGUAAAAUACCAUGCAGUCCUGAGUCCCAAUCACUUUCUCUCAUAGGAUUCAUUUCUCUUUUUUUCCUUAUGUUUUUAUUCCCUGAAAUAGAUUAGAAGUAUACUGUAUUUGUGUCACACUGAUGGAAGGAGUGCACCUGGUUCGGAGUGGGUCCUGUGGAUAGAUCAGUAAUUGAACUUUCUCAACCAGUUCCUUCCUGCCAGUUAUGCCUUGCUUACUAUGAGUUAGUUAUUUUCUGUCUAGUUGAUUGCCCUUAGAGAGUGGAUUCAAUUGUGUUGACAGUUCCUUGUGAGAGAACUGGCACCAAAGUUGUAUGUAGCCAACACUGAUCAGAAUGAGAUGUGUUCCAUUAAAUUCAACAGAAAUUUAUCAACACUUACUCUGUGUAGCCCAACUCAGUUCCAGAAUUUGAAAGCAUAAUGAGUGCAGGACAGUGAUAGCUGGAGAUGCGUGGCACUUCACUGUAGUUGGUUCCUGCCAUUGCUCCAACAACAGAUUUAGGGUGAACCUAAAUUACUUUGACUUUGAUGUGAAUGAUACUAGGGCUUUCCUAUUAGUUGGUUAUGGCAUGUUGAGUGUGUUUGUAUGUGUGUAUAUGUGUGUGUGCAUUCACGUGUUGGGAAAGUAAGCAGUAUCCUUUUGAGGGACUGUGGUUCUAUGGUUGGCUUUAUUUAUUUUAAAAUCCUUUUUCUUGUAAUGGUAUAUACGUAUAUAUAUUUUUGUGAUGCUUGAUGCAAUCUUGUGAGUGUACAUGUAUGUAUAUGUGUAUAUAUUUGUAAAUACAUUGGUAUGAAAUGACACAGUAUGUGUAUAUUAUAUACAACAUGGCUAUUGUGGCAUGAAUUUAUUUCGUUCAUUGAGGACAUCAGAGUGGCAUCAUCCAUGCUGUUCUCAUACAGGCUAUGGCUGUAUCCCUUUCAAGAGCCUCUAUUUUGAGGGGCUUAUGUUUGGGUCAAUAAUUUGGGAAUUAAAAUUAGAACCUGACAAUCUCAGCAAGAAAGCCGGUCUUUCACAGUUUGGAAAUCAUCAGAAAUUCUCAUUUAAUUUGUUGAUAAAUUUGUGAAAUAAACCUAUGGAGACUGGGUAUAUGAAAUGAAGAUCCAUUUCUUAAGUGGAGGCACGUGCUGGUACUGUAUUAGUCUCUUAUUUCUUGAUCUGGUGUAGGGUAUCACUUUGUACUUAGUAGGUUACCCAUUAGAGACUAAUUAUGGGAGUGUGGAUAACAUGUGAUUUCAUCAUAAACCAAGAUGAAUAGAUGAAUAUGAAAGGUCACCUCUCCUUUAAAAAAGGAAAAAAUAUUUCCCAACUGCACUGAAACCUGAUAGUGGAUUUAAUUUUUUCUUCAUUCCUGUGGUUUGUUUUUUUACCUGUGUGUGUCUUUGUGAGGCAGGGAAAAGGACAUUUGCUAUCUUUAGGCUUCUGCUCUCCUUGAGAUAACCCUAGAAAAAAGUACUUAAGGUAGGUGAGCUGCAAUUUCACCAGUCUGCUUGUUCUGAAGCAAUGCAUUUGUUGGGUGUACCCAUCUUGACAUUUUUCAUUGUAAAUCCUUCUGAUUAGAGUAAAAAUGGCAAUUGAGUACCAAUUUUAAGUUGGUAUUAGGGGUGUUUAGCUGAACCAUGCUAGUCUCCAAUGGUUAGAAAGAAUCAGUGUGAAAGUUAGUUUCUCUAUGAAGGUGUUUGGUACCUUCAUUUGGAUGACAAGCUGAGAGUUGAAACAGGGUCCCCCGUGUGUUACGUGUGUAGUAUCCUACAUACUGCUCUUGAUAACUAGCAGGAACGGAAGAGGAAAAGAAUAGGACUUCAGCAAGAAUAAUGAAUAGCUUUGUGAACUUACACCCAUUUUAGGCCUUGGAAUAUAGUUGGACUUACAGUGUUGAGUUAUUUGGAAGAUACCACCAUCUUUAGAUAGCAUGCAUAUUUGCAUGGAAUAGUUCAAGAGAUGCUCAAUAUUUCUUUUGCAUUUGGGGUGCUUUUGAUGCAGAAAUUAAAGUAAUACUUCCUGCAAAAUAAAACAUCAGUCAACCCUCUUUUCUUGAUUGAGAUGAAAUUUGUUUCCCAAAUUGUCAUCCUUGAUUUUUUUGCUGUGCUAACAGAACAGCCAAAAUUUUGUAACAUUUUCAGUUAUAGAAUAUAAUUGAAAGUGAAGAUUCAAAUACUUAGCAGUUUUUCUUAAUAAAGGAAUUUUAGAAUUUGACAUGCCUGCAAAUUAGUGAAAGUGUCUGUAGUGUUUAAUUCAUAUUUUGUUUCUGUAAGAAAAAGUAAGUCAUUGCAAUUGGAUACCAAAAGAGUGGGUGUUAUUUUAUUUAGCUUCAUGAAAAUGGUACACCUUCUGUAUGGAUUUUAGUUUGAAGACAGUAGCUACAAAAAGUACUGGGUAGGUAGGCUGGUAAUUCCUAUUGUGAUAUAUUCCUUGGCCCAAAAGUUGGAAUGUCAGUUCUUAUUUUGUGCAUUUAGUAGAACACAGAUUUGAAAUCCUAUACCCUUCAAAAAAUAAGUCUGUCUUUUCUAAUUAUAGUUUUCUGUACUUUUAUAAACUGGUACUUUGUAAAUGUAGGUGCUAUCUCCCCAUUUCCUCCCAAAUACGGUGAUUUUUCUUUCCUUUUCACCUGCAUUUGAGUUAAAAACAUGAAACUCAUAAUGUGUCCAGGCUUCAUUAGGGUUUGUAUGCAUAAAACUAUUGUAGGAUGGGGAAGGCUGUAUGUGCGUGUGUGUGUGCACACAGGGGCGCACCCAUGUGCGUACAUAAAUAACAGUCACCUACUGAGAAGCAAGGAAAAGAGUAAUAAGAAAAAUUAUGGGGAAAAUAUCUUUAGGAAAAUAAAAACAUUUUAAAUUAAGUAGGGCUGAUUUUCUGCAUUAUUGAAACAUUUUCUUUGAAACUGUAUAUAUGAAACAUGUUUAUGAUUUUGAUUAUUAUGAUUAUUUUCACUUUUAAAUUGUUGUAUAAUACUGAAUUUAUUAGUGUUUCCAUUUCUAUUUGACAAUGUUACCUGAACACUUGAUUGAAGUAUCAUUUUAAAAUUUCAUAUAUCUUUUCUUUUGAUAUUUUAUCAGUUUGAUAAGCAAUGACAUUUUUAAAACACAAGAUGUUUGCAUAGUAGGGUCUGUUUUUCCUAUAGAUAUAUUACAUUGUGUCUGUUGUAAAAGCCAGAUACAGUUCCUUAAAGCUGUUUUUGAUGUGGGGGCUAAUUUUAAGUAGGGAAUUUUUUCUUCAUUUACUGGACAUGGUUUAUAUCCCAAGAUAGUAACUGGUCUUACACAGAAAGAGUAAAAGACAUUGGGGAUUUUUGGUUCCAAGCUCAUGAAUGAAAAUUUAUAAUUCGGCCCCUUACAAUACUGUACCAUUAUUUUUUUUUUUAGUGGGGGGAGGCAGUUGGGGUUAAGUGACUUGCCCAGGGUCACACAGCUAGUAAGUG